Molecule: messenger RNA, 1266 nt
Organism: Nicrophorus vespilloides
Lineage: Eukaryota; Metazoa; Arthropoda; Insecta; Coleoptera; Silphidae
Product: beta-1,3-galactosyltransferase 5
Exons: 1
Coding region: 128-1240 (370 amino acids)
Cellular component (GO): membrane
Molecular function (GO): hexosyltransferase activity
Source: RefSeq, a predicted model, not a curated record
UUGCCUACAGAAUGUUUGAAUUAAUUGAAUAGUGGGCGAGCUGUGCUGGGAACGGUAAUUCUGAACCGGUUCUCGCCCGAUUCCAAUUAGAAGUGGCGAUGCGUACGUGGAACGAGUGGCUCAAGCAAUGUACCAAUGCAACAGGACGUUGCUCUUCACGCUGCUGCUGCUGAUGAUCGUAGUGGUCCUCAUCCUGACGUUCUACUACAACAGCGAGACCGAGGAGCUGGGGAACGUCGUGCUGCUGGACAACGUCGAUUACGACCAGCAGCCGCAAUCGUACCUCGAUCACGACAGACUGUUCGAUUUGCGGCUCAGGUAUGACGUGAGCGGCGAGAAUUGCGCGAUCGGCACUCCGCUCUUCGCUGUCAUUCUGGUUACCAGUUACUUUGGAAACGUGGAGACGCGCAGCGCCAUCAGAAGGGCAUUUCCCAAGGAUUCGCUGCGCGAUCUGAACGCGACGUUCGUGUUCCUGCUGGGACGGAAAAGCGAUGAUAUGUUCGUUAAGCAGGAUGCGGUGCUCGACGAGGCGCACCGGUUCGGCGACAUCCUGCAAGGGAAUUUCCGGGAGGCCUACAGGAACCUCACGUACAAGCAUCUGAUGGGCCUGAAAUGGGCGUCGGAGAGAUGCGCGAACGCAGAGUACGUUGUUAAGAUGGACGAUGAUAUCGUGGUGAAUCUUCCCGAAAUCCUGAAGGUUCUUCGCAAUGUUAAAUUGCCGCAGAAACUGUUGGCUGGAUACAUUUUGAAGGAUAUGGAGCCGAAGAGGGAGAAGGCGAACAAGUGGUUCGUUACGGAAGACGAGUACAGGGAUAAAGUUUAUCCGACUUUUCUGAGCGGUUGGUUCUACGUGACGAAUCCGAAGACGAGUCGCAGCUUGGUCAGAGCUGUUCGGGGCGAGAAGUACUUUUGGAUCGACGAUACAUUCAUCACCGGAAUUCUGGCGAGGAAGGUGAAGAUCAAGCAUUACAAUUUAGGGGAUUACUUCACCGUGCAUCCUGAAUUCCUGAGGUGUUGCAUGAGCGAUGUCAGCAAGUUGAGCGUCGGUUGCGAAGUGAUGAUCGGGCCGAACGGUGGUGACGCCAAUCUGUUCUUCGAGUUCAACAGAGCGUUGGGGAAAUGCUGGAAGUCUGGUAGUUGCAAGAAGAGGGAUCUGCCGUUGAACAGGACCUGCGUCGCGGAGAGGGUCGUCAACUUGGGAAGGGGAACGUCUGUGAUAGAAGAUUACAAAUUGUCUUGAUGUAAUAUUUUGUAAAUUAUUAUGAA